Messenger RNA from Octodon degus (degu), 1963 nucleotides. It is a transcript of the gene Smap1, whose product is annotated as small ArfGAP 1. Bases 109 to 1530 code for a protein of 473 amino acids. Gene Ontology annotation, biological process: regulation of clathrin-dependent endocytosis. The record is from RefSeq and is a predicted model, not a curated record. NCBI's taxonomy places the organism in Eukaryota, Metazoa, Chordata, Mammalia, Rodentia, Octodontidae. The transcript has 11 exons. Gene Ontology annotation, molecular function: GTPase activator activity; metal ion binding.
CUCCGCCUCAGCCGCCGCCGCCGCCGCUUCCGGGGCUGAGUCCGCCGCGGCCCAGCGGCGCCAGGUGCGUCCGUCCCUCCGGCUUCUUCUGCUCCCUCCGCCGCCGACAUGGCGACGCGCUCCUGCCGGGAGAAGGCGCAGAAGCUGAACGAGCAGCACCAGCUCAUCCUGUCCAAGCUGCUGCGGGAGGAGGACAACAAGUACUGCGCCGACUGCGAGGCCAAAGGUCCCCGAUGGGCUUCCUGGAAUAUUGGUGUGUUUAUUUGCAUCAGAUGUGCUGGAAUUCAUAGAAAUCUUGGAGUUCAUAUAUCCAGGGUCAAGUCGGUCAACCUAGACCAAUGGACUCCAGAACAGAUACAGUGCAUGCAAGAUAUGGGAAAUACUAAAGCAAGAUUACUCUAUGAAGCCAAUCUUCCCGAGAACUUUCGAAGACCGCAAACAGAUCAAGCAGUAGAAUUUUUCAUCAGAGAUAAAUACGAAAAGAAGAAGUAUUAUGAUAAAAAUGCUAUAGCUCUUACAAAUAUUGCUCCCUCCGACGUUCCUCUUCAGCCUCUAGUGUCUUCUCCUCCUCUGCAAGCUGCUGCUGAGAAGAACAAGCUGGAGAAAGAAAAAGAGAAGAAAAAGGAAGAGAAAAAGAGAGAAAAGGAGCCAGAAAAGCUUACAAAACCACUAACAACUGAAAAGCUACAGAAGAAAGAAGAUCAGCAGUUGGAGCCUAAGAAAAGUACGAGCCCUAAAGCAGUGGCAGAGCCUACUGUGGAUCUCCUCGGACUCGACGGCCCUGCGGAAGCGCCCGUGACCAAUGGGAGCGCAGGCACGGCGCCGGCCCUCAGCGAUGAUCUGGACAUCUUUGGACCAAUGAUUUCUAAUCCUCUGCCCGCAACUGUCAUGCCUCCGGCUCAGGGGAGCUCCUCUGUGCCAGCAGCAGCAGCCUUGUCUACGGUAACAUCCGGGGAUCUGGAUCUGUUCACUGAGCAAACUGCAAAACCCGAAGAAGUAGCGAAGAAACAGCUCUCCAAAGACUCUAUCCUAUCUCUGUAUGGCACAGGAACCGUCCAGCAGCAGAGCACUCCGGGUGUGUUCAUGGGACCCACAAAUAUGCCGUUUACCUCGCAAGCACCAAGCACAUUUCAGGGAUUCCCGUCCAUGGGCGUACCUGUGCCUGCAGCUCCUGGCCUCCUGGGAACCGUCAUGGCACCAAGCACAAGCAUGAUGGUGGGCGUACCCGUGCCCAACGGGUUCAUGGGAAGUGCACAGACUGGUGUGAUGCCCCUGUCUCAGGCUGCCAUCGGCCCCCCAGGAGGAAUGGUGGGACACGUGGGUGCACCGCAGGGCAAGCUUGGCCUGCAGCAAGCUCCGCAGCCCCCAUGGGGCCUCGCACAGGUGAACCAGCGCAUGGCGGGCAUGAGUGUGGGCACCGGCGUGGGCAGCGCUGGCCCCGCGGCGGGCUUUGGCCAGACGCCCAGCACCGCGGCAGGCUGGCCAGCCAGCGCUUCAGGCCAGACGCUGAGCACGCAGCUGUGGAAGUGAGCCACCGGCAGAGCCUCGUCUGGACGGACACCUGACAUUCCUUGCUCCACGCGCCCCGCGCCCGUUUCCUCAUGUACAUACCGCUGUUUCUUUCUUCCCCAUCUGUUCAUAUGAGAACGACCUGAUUGACCGUGUUGGUCUGUGCCGAUUCCGUUUUGAUGUGGUGAAAGGCAGGUUGAGAAACCACUUGCUAUCAAGGGCAGCUUUGCUGGUCUUCCGGUGUCAUAGGCCACAGCGUAUGAGGAGCUGCCUGGUCAGCCUGCAUAAGCAGUUUUACUCUGAAUAAAAUUAUAGCUCUCAUGUUUGCAUAUAAGGGAAGUAGUUAGGCUAGUUAUACCUCUAACAGUAUAAACCCCACCCCACAUUAGCCAGUAAUCUGUAGGAAGGUACUGUAUGAUCAAAUGUUUAAUCAUAUAAAUAGAAUGUAAAUGUA